AUGUCAUCAUUUAGCUCAUCCGACAAAUAUAUAAGGAAGGGAAUUUUUCCCGUGCAGCAGCAGGCCGGUGCCAGCUCUGCGCGUACAUUGUGUCAGUCUUCGUGUAGCCAUCACAGCGCUGCGAACGUUGCCGCUCCUUGCCUGACCACCUCUGCUGCCGUUGAAUAUAUGUCUGUCGUCGCUGUUCCUGCUGCCACGCCUGCCGCUGUUCCCCGUAUCCACGCAAAGAGCCAUCAGCGCGCCGCCUCGACCCCUGACGGGAUGUAUGUGCAGUACAGGAGAAUCUCGAUAUCCGAGUUGUUGAACAGCGAGGCGUCUGGAGGGCGCACCCGCAACAAGGAGGCUGCCGCGCACCCGACGGCGAUCCUGACGACGGGGCUGUCGACGCCGGUGACGACACUGUCCUCGCCGUCGUCGCUGGCGCCCACCGGGACGCCGAAUUUCUACGUUCCGCCGCGCACAGCCACGCCGAGCCCGAACUCGAUCAUGAAGCGCCCACAGGGCCGUCCUAUCACGCAGAAGCUGAUCGGCAAGUUCACCAUCUACGACUGCAAGGAAGAUCUCAUCCUCGAUCUGAUACGCACGGAAUGCCUGCAGCUGCUGCAGGGGCCCUCGGUACCUAUUGUCAAGAGGCCGAACAUGUCCUGUCUGCAGAAGGUCGUUGACCUGAAAGAACCGAGCAUAUACGACCAGCUGAAGGUGCAGUUCCAGACGGGCGACACACUCCAGUUCAUCAAACUCAUUCGCGACCACAAGGGCAAGCUCCUGCGCCUGGAGACCGUCCCGUGCAACGAGUCGCAGAUAAACAUCGACUUCAUCAAGCGCAACGUCUGCUACCCCAGAUACAAAUCUAACAUGAAGUUCUACUUGAUACGGAGCGACUCGCUCCAGAAGAAAUUUAUCUACUACCACGACAGAAUUACCUUCGAGAGAGAAAGGCAUCUCAUAGAUUCGAAUAUCGAGGUCUGGGUGAGAUAA
This is a messenger RNA of Eremothecium gossypii ATCC 10895, 978 nucleotides long. RefSeq names its product AGL262Cp. NCBI's taxonomy places the organism in Eukaryota, Fungi, Ascomycota, Saccharomycetes, Saccharomycetales, Saccharomycetaceae. Bases 1 to 978 code for a protein of 325 amino acids. The transcript has a single exon. The record is from RefSeq and is marked provisional.